Messenger RNA from Carassius carassius (crucian carp), 5270 nucleotides. RefSeq names its product cysteine-serine-rich nuclear protein 2 (gene csrnp2). The record is from RefSeq and is a predicted model, not a curated record. Bases 666 to 2240 code for a protein of 524 amino acids. Lineage: Eukaryota; Metazoa; Chordata; Actinopteri; Cypriniformes; Cyprinidae. Gene Ontology annotation, biological process: regulation of transcription by RNA polymerase II. Gene Ontology annotation, molecular function: sequence-specific DNA binding; DNA-binding transcription factor activity, RNA polymerase II-specific. The transcript has 5 exons. Gene Ontology annotation, cellular component: nucleus.
AUUGUUACAUUGUAACAAACCGGGGCAGAAGAGAGGCCCAUAGGGUCCUCGGGCCGACAGAUACUACACAUCAUUUUUGUUUUUUACUUUCCUUCGGGGUGGAAAUAUAACGUUGCGAUUUGUCUAAACAUAGCGCAGAACACAACCACCUAUCAGGAGGGAAAAAAACCCCGAAGGCUCGGCUCUAUUUGUUCUUUUUGAAUGCAGGCAUUUUAAAGGAUCACCUAAAGAUUUUAUCUGCACUUAUUGGAUGCAUCUGCACCGGGAUUUGUAAUUUUCAGUGAAUAAGGUCCUUGUCUGCCUUCGUCUGCCCCGUUUGAAUUUUUACAGAGCUUGACUGCAACGUUGAACGCUUGCACAGCCUUCUUGAUACACAAAACCCCCAUUUGUAGUCUAUUUCAAGACUAAUAUCCAUUGUUUACUAUGCUUAAAUAUUCGAAAAUCACUAUAUCUUCGUGAAUAAACUGCUAUUUCCUUAUUGGUCUGGCCAUUUCGAUGGGCUGAAGUCGCUUUUGUCUGUCAUGUUGUAACCUUGUGGAAGUCUGAAGCUGAAAUAGGUUCAAAAUCCCCAAAGAACAGAACCAUCCAAAUAAAGGAAGCACGAAUUGAGCGACAGCUUCACCGGUUUAAAGUCUCUCUAUUUCUGCCCAAGACGCAGUGUUUCCAUGGAGACAGUGUCAUCUCGUGGCCUGAAGCGCAGAUUCGAGGAGGUGGACAGCGGCUCGCCGUGUUCCACACCCAAAGAUUCAGAUGAUGACAUCUCUAGCAGUGACAGCGCUGAUAGCUGCGACAGUCUCAAUGCUCCCUCCAGCUCUCUCACACCCCCCUCCAUUCUCAGAAGACACAAAGCAUCUUUAGGUCGUAAGCAGGUACGCUUUGACGCGGUGACAGUCUAUUACUUCUCCAGAAGGCAGGGCUUCACCAGUGUGCCCAGUCAGGGUGGCAGCUCCCUAGGCAUGGCACGCCAUCACUGUGCUAUACGACAUUACACCCUUGGCGAGUUUGCACGAGAACAAGAGAGCAGCCACAAGCAUGUGCUGCGUCAACAUCUACGGCAAGAAAAGCUCAACGCUCGCAAGUUGAAGCUGACACGGAAUGGAACUGUGGAUUGUCCCGAAGCAGAGUUGCUUACCCUAGAUGACAUAUCCGAUGAGGAUCUGGACGUUGAGAGUGUAGAAGUGGAUGAUUGCUUCUUCUUGCAGCCUCUUCCGACCAAGAGACGUCGGGCACUACUGAGGGCCUCAGGUAUUGCCAGCAUAGAUGCCAGAGAAAAGGCUGAGCUGCGUGCCAUACGUUUGUCCCGGGAGGAGUGUGGUUGUGACUGCCGCUUCUACUGCGACCCUCGGCACUGCGGCUGCUGCCAAGCUGGAAUUAAGUGCCAGGUGGAUCGGAUGUCCUUCCCAUGUGGCUGCACCCGUGAUGGUUGUGGUAAUACAGCUGGGCGCAUUGAGUUCAACCCUCUUCGUGUGCGUACCCACUAUCUUCACACGGUCAUGAAACUUGACCUGGAAAAGAGAAACCUGUUGGGUGUAAGGUCUGGAGAGGUUUGUGGGGAAGAGACAGAAUUAGUCUCUUCUUCAUCUCUGUCUCUUUCUCCCUUGGACUCGGAUGUGGAGGUGGAAAGCCAAAGCAUUCAGGAGCUGCAAGAGGAGCAGUGCGAUAGCCUGGAGCGUGAGAACGAAACAGCCGUGCUUCAUCUACAAAGUGCAGAGGAGAGGGAAAGGAGACUGGAACAAGAGGAGCAGCAAGUUGAGGAGGCGCAGACCACUGACUCAACCCUUUGCCUCCUGCAGGGUGCCCUCACCAGCCAAGCUGGGAUGGAGGGCAUUGAAGGUGUUGAGGGAGUCCUUUUAGAAGGGCCUUUUCCUGAAGGUACCACCCUGCUGUGUAUUACAGAGAACCAUGCGGAUGAACAAACCGAGCAGAGGCUGCUCAAAGACCCUGCUUCUGUCCUCUAUUAUCAGGUAGGUCAUGUUGAGACAGCAGCCUUUGAAACACUUCCUGCACAAGUAGAGGAGGUGGUGAGUGAAGGUGGGGAUCCAGAUAUGGAGAGCGAUAGGCAAAAACAAGAAACCUGCGGGCAGGAUUCGGCCAAGAGCUUGUCUGUUGAAGUACCUCCACCUCUCAAGGAUGGGGGCGAAGAACAUCUUUGUCCAGAACAGGCCUCAAAUGAAGGGGAAUGCCUCGAGACGUGCCUGGCUCUGGAUGAAAAGGCAGUACAACUUCCUCCAGAAGUGUAGAGACCGUCCCCUCUGCAGAUGUUUUGCACAAGUUAGUCAUUAAAUUCAAAGAGAGCCUACUCCACACAGUGCGAUAUGUUACAAGACUGCAUAAUGUUAUUAAAUGUUAAAGAAACAAGUUACCUUCAUGGGUUUGUAUCCAAUCUAGCUGGAGAUAAGCAUGUACUGUGUUUGAAGUAGGUUGUCCGUGUUAAAAUAAGUUAUAAAAAAAAAUAAUAAUAAUAAUAAUACAAAAAAAUAGAAUAAUUUAUUUUAAAAAAUGAAAAAAGAAACUCAAGAAAAGCAGAGGUCCUGAUCUGACAAGUGUUUGUUUUUCCAGUAUGGUAUUGGUUUAUUACUUGAUACUAGUGGGGAAAAGUGGCCUUUAUGUCGAGGAGCAAGCAUUUUCAGGAUUAUCCAGGGCCUUUGUAUGGCCUUUCCAGUUCGUAGAGUUUCCGAUACGGCACCCCAACAACUAAUUGGCACUGUCAGGAGGGUAUAUGCUAACGCUAUGUUCAUGUCUUGUCGGAAUUAUCACAAUUAUGAGAUGACAACUAUUAGCUGUUCAUAUACUCAGUAUAGAUGACAAAGCUUAUAAUGUCAAAAUGUAUCAACACAAAGCUUUGUUGUUAAUUAAAAAAAAUUAUAAUAAUAAUAAAAUCACAUUAACCUUGGAAUGGAUCUUUCAUAAAAUUAAGUUGUUCCAAACUUGGAAUUACAAAAGUUUCCAAAGGCCUUAAAUGGUUUUUAAUACUCAGAAUCCUGUAAUUAUGGUAAUUCGUUCACGGCAUGAAUGCAACAUUAGUCAUAUGCAUAUGGAUAAUGCUAUCUCAGUGCUCACGCUAAGAGAAGGGGUUGCUAAUUUCAGAAGAGGGUGUUGUUUGUAGCAUCCUUCCUGUGAAUAGACCCAACGAUCCUGGAAAUACUUGGUUUUCAUGUACUGUACAAGUGUUUUGCUAAGAGCUAGCAUGAAGAUGAGUGAAAAAGCUGCUUGUUCUUUGUAUGCACGUUGAAAACUUGAUUCGUUUGAACAUGCUGAGAUGGGAUCAGGAGGAUGAAUGUGCAAGCCAUUUGCACCGCAGUUAUUUACUGAUUUAUCGUAGUCUUGACCUGACACCUUUUGAAGCUGUAGCCUACCGUCCUAGUUUGUGGACGUUUAUUUAUUUACCACCGCUUUGUAUUGUUGGAGCAAAGACAAUGUGUGUGAGUAUCGUCAUCUACAAUCAUUUGUCUUUUUAUUUUUUUGGGGGGGGGGUGUGUUUUAAUUUUUCAGUAGUGAUUGAGAUCAUACACAUUUAUUGCACAUCAAAGCCUUUAAAGAUUACAGAAGACAUUUAUGGGUGAAUCUCAUGAAAAUACAUCCAGGUCACAUUUUUAAAGAUUUUUUUAUUUUAUUUUAUUUUACCACCAUCAAUGGCAUGUUUUUAACAUUUUGUGAGACUGAGGAGAUUAUAUAUUUUAAGUUUGACUUGCACAUUGGCAUUUUUAGUUUAUCUCACUAGGCCACAGUUUUAACCAGUCCUGAUAUUUAAGCAACAUUACAAGUCAACAAUGGACCUAAUUUUAGCAUCCAAACCCUCAUUUAAACCCUGUGAAGACCAUCUUUCUUGCCUCUGUAUCCUUACUGUUCUUCCCUGUUGCAUUUUUUAUAGUCCAUCCCUCUCUCAUCCCUCUUUGUUUUAGAAUAUGAAUAUGUUGAAGAAAAUUUUACUUGGAUUUGUUUUAUUGUUAUUUGUUUUAUUUCACUUCUGUUUAAAGUCAAAGUAAAAAUAUAAAUGGUUACAUUAAAAAAAUUGGGUCUUCAAAUAGUUACGAGUUCUGUGAUGUUGCUAAAUUAUUUAAACGUGAGGAACCCAAGAAAUUUGUAAUUUUGCAGUGUGUGUGUGUUUGCACGUGUGCCAGAAAGAUUCAUGCUGCUUUGUCAGAUGAACCAAUGUUUAUGACUGCAGUAUGGGUUCAUUAUAUUUCAAAAGGUGCUUUUAUUUUAGUUUUUACAUAUUCAUAUUAACACUAUAUGUAGAGUCAAUGUAGAGAGAGAGAAAAAAGAAAUGUUAAAAAUCCACAGUGGUUGUACAUGCAAAUGUUGCUGUUAUCUCUCUGCUUCAAGUUUACUCAUCCUUACAACACCCUUUAGUCUUGAGUAAAUGAGAUGCUUAAUUAUGUGAUUGCAUUAGCUAAAAUGCAGCAUGUGAGGCUAAUCAUGAAUUUGUUAGCAUGGUUGCGCCCUCAUAUGACUUAGCAUUGUAAAGCUCCAAGCAUUAAGUUUGAUUCAGACCUAAAUCUGCAAUAAUUAAGUGUUUUGCAAAUGACCAAUCAAGAAGGAUUUUGUUUUAUACUGUUUUGUUUUAUAAAAUCUUGCUUUAUUUUUUGCCUUAUUGUAUGUUAGCAUGUCUCUUUGUCUAAGUUUACUGAAUGAUCUUGAUGUAUUGGCUGUGGGUUUGAUGUCUUUUUGUGUGUGUGUGUGUGUGUGUGUGUGUGUGUGUGUGUGUAGAACACGUGGAGAAAUAAUGUGCCACCUCCACACAUUCCUGCACUCAAACUAGUUUUGUCUGUAGCAGUGUCUGAUCUAGAAACUGGCGUAUCCUUAAAAACGCUGGUAUGAGGGCCUGCUAUUGUCCAAAACAUGGAAGAGAAUCAGUCUUGUUUGUUGAUCAUUAUUUUUAUGUAUGAACAUCCACCAGUCCAGUGGUCCUAAAACUACUUGCUUUAAAUGAGGCCUGAAUGUCUCACAUGCUAAUGUACCUAGCUGUAGCUGAAACGCUAAGUAUCUUUUAGUCUGACAUAUUUUUGUUCAUGUCGCCUACUUAAAGUACUCAGAUUUGAGACCACUACAGUAACUGAAAAACAACUUACAUUAUGAUUGUAUUCGUUUAUGUUUGUUUGUGUGUGUUAGAGGCGCUUUAUUAAUAAGGCUGAAUGGAGUUGAAUUCUACCUGUAAGAGUGACUUAUGCUAACUGUUGCCUACAGAGGAAAUAAAACAUACAAAGUUUUAUAUGAAAAUGUGAGUGAAGUAAAAUCUAAAAUGAAUAAAACAAAUGUGUCCAUCUUAA